AUGGUUUUGUUUGUGAUACGGCCGAUCCAAAUGGAUUCUUGCAUCUUCAUGUUAGUUCCCAAUUUCACCCGGCCAAGAUUUAUAUACAAUGUAGUGGAGCAGUCUCUCCCUUUUUAUGAUUUUCUACAUGUUUAUUUUGUCAUGUCUUAAAUCAGAGAUCCUGCCCUAAAUGUUAUUCGUCAUUUCUUUAGAAUUUUUUGUCCGUAAACAGAUUUCUUAAUAGUAAGUAUUCUUUUUAUUGUUUUGUUUGAUUCACUGACCAAACAAUGUUGUUAAGUUCCGAUGUCUGAGUUAUUUAUGUAGCAUUCUCGAUCUUAAAAACAUAACUGUUGAUUAUGGGCUUAAAGUUUUGUAAAUCUCCAAUGGAUAGAUGCUUCUAUGAAAGAAAAGAUUGUUUUUAA
Messenger RNA from Arabidopsis lyrata subsp. lyrata, 401 nucleotides. RefSeq lists its product as uncharacterized. The transcript has a single exon. NCBI's taxonomy places the organism in Eukaryota, Viridiplantae, Streptophyta, Magnoliopsida, Brassicales, Brassicaceae. The record is from RefSeq and is a predicted model, not a curated record.